GUCAAGUGUCAUCCAUUAUUUGCCUUGUUACCGGCUAUCGUACUUUACCGCACAAAAAGGAUUUCCUAUAAUAAUUAAAAUGUCGAAUUUACACGAAGCGUUGAAGCCCAUAUCUUGGCUGGCGGGAACCUGGACUACUGAAGAAGGAGAGGGCUCAUACCCAAACAUACCGAGUUUCCAAUAUGAAGAGGAGUUGGAAUUUGUUUGCAUCGGGCAACCGAUGUUCAACUACCUAUCUACAUCAAAACACCUAGAAAAGAAGACACCAAUGCAUCAAGAAAGAGGUUUCUUGCGCAUCAAACCUGGAACGAACGAGCUGGCUUUCAUUGUCAGCCACAAUAUGGGCCUCACAUCGUUGGAGGAGGGCAAAUAUCUUGACGAAACAAAACAAAUCACUAUGGAAACGGUCGGAUUGACUCGUAUGUCGUUCUCUAAGCCGCCAUUUGUUAAGAAAAUGAAGAGAACCUUCACACUAUUGAGCCCGGAUACUCUUGAAGUUAUUUUGUAUAUGGAGACGGAUACGACUCCGAUGACUCAGCAUUUGAAAGCGGUUUAUAAGAAGGUGGAAAAAUAAGUUAUGGGAAUAGAGAGCUUGGUAUGAGUUUGUUUAAGGUUGUUCUGUAUCGAAAGGAGAUCGCAUGCGGAACUCUGAUUGGUUGGUUCAUUGAAGCCGGCAAAUCAGACAAACUCGUACUAAGCCAUUUUCAAAAGACAUCUAAAGGCUAAUGAUAAUUUUCUAUACUUUUUGUAUGAUUCUGAAGUUUUUGAGCUGUAAUUUGUUAUAAUACGGUACCCUUAGUAUGAUUGGUUGGUUUAUUCGAGCCGGCCAAUCAAAGCGCCGAACUCGCUCUCGUUACCGUUUCUUUAAAUGUAAAGCUAACUCAUACUAAGGGUAGGUACAGGUCUCUUUUUUCGUCUUAUUUAUUGCUAAAUAUUAUACGAAAUAACAUAAGAGUGAAAAAUUGUUAUGUAUGUACUUUUGCAUUUAUAUGUUAAGUUGGGAUGGUCCUAUACCACAACAUAAUAUGCCUUUUUUAAUGGUGCAGUUUAUCUUUUAAUAUUAUUAUUCUAAGUGAAAUGUAGUGAGAUUUUUUAUAAUACUUUGUUUAUUUUGUCUAAAUUAUUUAUGGCUGUAUUCCGAGAUAUUUCAUGAUUACUUAAACUAUUCCUAAGUUACGAUUUUGUUCCGAAGACAAUUGCUAAGGACUGGGUUAAGUAACCACUAAAUUACUCUGAAUACGGCGUUUUAAGGUAAGCGUCCACAGGCCCGCAUCGUACGCAUUCCGUAUGACGUCAUCGGUACGCAUCGCAUGUAGGCAUUGCUGAUGAUGCGGUCCGUACGAUGCGGAUCUGUGGACGCAGUUGUAUGAGUUUCUAUACAAGACAAACUAAAAUCCGUUGCGUGCGAUGCGUACGGUGCGGGCCUGUGGACACGUACCUUUAUUCCACUAGGCGUCAAUGUGAAUUAACUACAAAUACGUAAUAUCUAUACUCGAAUAAGUGUAAAAGUAUAGCUCCUUAGUUUCUUUUAAGUUUAUACAUAUUUGUUGUUCUUUUCUGCUUUUAAGCAUUUGUUAUUUUGUUUCUUAUUAUUAAAGUUAUUUCUUCUGAUA
This is a messenger RNA of Spodoptera frugiperda (fall armyworm), 1613 nucleotides long. RefSeq names its product peroxynitrite isomerase THAP4-like. The transcript is spliced from 2 exons. The coding region runs from base 80 to 574 and encodes 164 amino acids. NCBI's taxonomy places the organism in Eukaryota, Metazoa, Arthropoda, Insecta, Lepidoptera, Noctuidae. The record is from RefSeq and is a predicted model, not a curated record.